Molecule: messenger RNA, 1732 nt
Organism: Quercus lobata
Lineage: Eukaryota; Viridiplantae; Streptophyta; Magnoliopsida; Fagales; Fagaceae
Product: serine/arginine repetitive matrix protein 1-like
Exons: 3
Coding region: 201-1517 (438 amino acids)
Source: RefSeq, a predicted model, not a curated record
UCGUCUAUUUCUUCAUCUCUUGCUUGGGUGAGCCGCCUAGAGAGAGAGAGAGAGAGAGAGAGAGAAGCUUCCUCUUCCUUUUAGGGUUUCAGAUCUCCUUCGAUCUAAACCCGAUUAACGUUUAGAUCGAGAAAAAUAUCGAAUCGAUUUACCGCUCAAAUCUUUUUUGGGGAUUGAUUGUUGCGAAAAAUUCGAAUAAGAUGUCUCGGUGUUACCCUUACCCACCACCAGGGUUUGUGAGGAACGAGGCGGUGUUGAUCGAAUCGAUUAAGCUCCAAAAUAAAACGGAGAAGGACAAAACAGAAUCUAAGAAAGAGAAGAAGAGGGAGAAGAAGGAAAAGAAGGAAAAAAGGAAAGCACGGAAAGAGAAUGAGAAACUCUCUGAUAUUGGUGAUGUCAAAACAACGAUAAAGCUCAAUGAUAAGAAGUAUGACCAAUCAGUGCAAAGUAAAGCAGAGUCAUGUGGUGGCAAUCUUCAAAAGCGAAUUGAAGAUGAGACUGAGCAACUGGAAAGAAGUGGCCUUACUGAAGAACAUGGGCAGGCAGUCUGUUCUCCAAAUGUUAGCUACUUAUCUGACAGCACUCAGAAAAGCAACAAGAGGAAGAGGGAAACCUCACCAUCUAGUGACAUCUCCAGUCAUGGAACCAUUCUUCGGUUACGGUUGCCAUUGAAAAAGCACAAAGAACUUGAUGCAUCGCGAAGCAACAAGCAGCUGUGCUCUACCUCUGGAAGGGUAGAUUCUCCUGCUCAACAGAAGAAUGGAUCUACCCUUGCUCAACAGAAGAAUGGAAUUGUUGAUGUACGGAGUCAAGAAAAGGACCGUUCUAUCAAUUCAACUAAAAAUAUACUUGCCAAGGAGCUUACUCAUGGGCCAAAAAAGGUAGUGCCCGGCCCUGUGUUAAGGAAGAUUGAAACAACACCAAACCCAGAAAAAGUAGUGCCCGGCCCUGUGCCAAUGAAGAUUGAAACAAAACCAAAACCAGAAAAAGUUUUGCCAAGGAAGAUUGAAACAACACCAAACCCAGAAAAAGUAGUGCCUGGCCCUGUACCAAAGAAGAUUGAAACAAAACCAAAACCAGAAAAAGUUGUGCCAAGGAAGAUUGAGACAACGGCUGGCCCUGUGCCAAUGAAGAUUGAAAGAACACCAAACCCAGAAAAAGUAGUGCCGGCCCCUGUACCAAUGAAGAUUGAAAGAACGCCAAACCCAGAAAAAGAAGUGCCCUGCACAGUGCCAAGGAGGACUGAACUAACAUCACAUGAAAAAAAGAUUCAGAGGAAGGAAUCAGCGUAUAAAACUUUAUUUGAGAACUGGGUUCUGCCUCCGCCUCAUUACCAGGGAGAUGAUUUUGGUGAUGAAGAUUGGCUCCUUGGGAAGAAGCAGGCAGAUACAAAUGGGUCUAAAAGAUUGAAAGCUGGAAAUGAUGUUUCGAGUUGCAGAUGUCCCACUUCGUGGCCACAUGCCCAUUACUUACCCGAGGCUGAAAUACAUGCGUUACCUUACACAAUUCCAUUUUGAAUUUUUGAAUUUUUUUUUGACACUUGCGGUUUGUACAUAAAGUUGUGUUGAGCAGUGAGCGCUAGCCAGAAAUUUUUGAGAAUAUGUACGGUGCUUAGUAGUUUUGCGAAGAGCACCUAAAGCACAUUGUAAUUUGUAAGCCCCAUUGUUGAGGAUUGGAAAUUGUAUCAAAUUUUCAAUUUGAAUGAGUCAGUUACAGCCAUUAAUCUUUAAUA